CACAACUUCACGCCUUACUGGAGAUUAGCGGAAAAGCCACGGAUUCACUUUUUCCCUCCGAAUUUUCUCGGCAACCAAACGCCUAGAGUUUUCUCAGUGAUUGUCUUCCUGAGAAUGCGAUCUGCACAAUAUUGAAGAAGCUGGGAGUGUACGAAAAUACGAUUGCAUUCCAGAAUGACGUCGUUCCUGGUGAAGCUUGGGAUAUUUGUCUCUGUUCUUUUGCUUCUGUUUUCUCCGUCGCAAUCUGCAGUUUUUAGCGUAGAUCUAGGUUCUGAGUGGGUCAAAGUAGCGGUCGUAAACCUGAAACCUGGGCAGAGUCCAAUAUCGAUAGCGAUCAAUGAGAUGUCCAAGCGAAAAUCCCCGGCCUUGGUGUCAUUUAAUUCGGGUGAUCGUCUACUAGGCGAAGAAGCAGCCGGUCUGGUGGCUCGGUAUCCUCAAAACGUCUAUUCCCAGAUCAGGGACUUGAUUGGCAAACCAUAUAAUUUCUCUAAGAAGUUUUUGGAUUCAAUGUACUUGCCAUGUGAAAUCAAGGAAGAUUCAAGGGGAACUGCCACUGUCGUAGUCGACUCUAAUGGCACAGAGUAUUCGGCCGAGGAAUUGGUGGCGAUGGUUUUGACCUAUGCUGCUAAUUUAGCUGAGUUCCAUUCAAAAAUUCCGAUCAAAGAUGCUGUAAUCACGGUACCGCCUUACUUUGGGCAAGCUGAACGAACCGGGUUGCUUCAGGCAGCAGAAUUGGCAGGAAUUAAUGUUCUUUCUUUGAUAAACGAGCAUUCUGGUGCUGCAUUACAGUAUGGGAUUGAUAAGGACUUUUCGAAUGAGUCCAGGCAUGUUAUAUUCUAUGACAUGGGUUCAAGCAGUACCUACGCCGCACUUGUAUAUUUCUCGGCGUACCCAAGUAAAGAAUAUGGCAAGAAAGUAUCAAUUAAUCAGUUUCAGGUUAAGGAUGUCUAUUGGAAUCCAGAGCUGGGCGGUCAACAUAUGGAAUUGCGAUUAGUGGAGUACUUUGCUAAUGAAUUUAAUAAGCAAGUUGGUGAUGGAUUUGAUGUGAGAAAGUAUCCCAAGGCUAUGGCUAAAUUAAAGAAACAGGUUAAACGAACCAAAGAAAUUCUUAGUGCAAACACAGCUGCACCAAUUUCAGUUGAGUCACUUCAUGCAGACACGGAUUUCAGGAGUACUAUUACACGUGAGAAGUUUGAAGAGCUCUGUGAGGAUAUCUGGGAAAAAUCUCUUUUGCCCGUGAAAGUGUUGCUUGAGAAUUCAGGGUUGGCGGCUGACCAAAUAUAUGCGGUGGAGUUGCUAGGAGGUGCAACCAGAGUUCCUAAACUCCAGGCUAAGCUUCAAGAGUUCCUUGGGAGGAAAGAACUUGACAGACAUCUUGAUGCGGAUGAAGCUAUAGUUCUAGGCGCAUCACUGUAUGCUGCAAAUUUAAGUGAUGGAAUUAAAUUGAACCGGAAGCUGGGAAUGGUUGAUGGUUCAAUGUAUGGAUUUGUGGUUGAGCUGAAUGGUCCUGAUCUCUUGAAAGAUGAAAGCACUAGGCAGUUGCUUGUACCACGAAUGAAGAAGGUCCCAAGCAAGAUGUUCAGAUCAAUUAUCCAUAACAAAGAUUUUGAGGUUUCACUAGCAUAUGAGAGUGAAAAUCUUUUGCCACCUGGCAUUACCUCUGCUGAAGUUGCUCAAUAUCAAGUAUCUGGUUUGACAGCUGCAACUGAGAAGUACUCAUCUCGGAAUUUGUCCUCUCCCAUAAAAGCAAAUCUGCAUUUCUCUCUUAGUAGAAGUGGAAUCCUUUCUUUGGAUCGGGCAGAUGCUGUUAUUGAAAUAACAGAGUGGGUGGAAGUUCUUAGAAAGAAUCUGACCAUAGAGAAUGCUACUUCUGAUUCUUCAAACUUGACAUUGGAAACUGGUGGGAGGAAUAGUUCUGAGGAAAAUGGUGAAAACUUGCAAACUGAUGGAGGGAUUAGUAAGACGUUGAAUGCUAGUACAGAGGAGCAAACUGCUGCAGAUUCUGGUAUAGAGAGAAAGCUGAAGAAGCGAACCUUUAGGGUGCCAUUGAAGAUUGAUUCAAAGCUGAUGGGACCUGGAAUGCCUCUGUCAAAAGAGUUUAUAGCUGAAGCUAAGGACAAAUUAGAGGCAUUGGACCACAAAGAUGCAGAGAGAAGAAGAACAGCAGAAUUAAAGAACAACUUAGAAGGAUAUAUAUACACAACUAAGGAAAAGAUUGAAACUUUGGAGGAUUGUGCAAAGGUUUCUACUAAUGAUGAACGCCAAUCAUUUGUUGAGAAGCUUGAUCAGGUGCAAGAUUGGUUGUAUAUGGAUGGAGAAGAUGCGAAUGCCACAGAGUUUCAAGAGCGUCUGGAUAUGUUAAAAGCAGUUGGUGAUCCGAUUUUCUUCAGAUUGAAGGAGCUUACAUCUCGACCAGCAGCAGUUGAUCAUGCUCAUAAAUACCUUAAAGAACUGCAACAGAUUGUAGAAGGGUGGAAGAAAAACAAGUCUUGGCUUCCAACAGAAGAAAUAGAUGGGGUUGUCAGAGAUGCUGAGAAGUUAAAGAAUUGGUUGGAUGAGAAGGAGGCUGAGCAGGCUAAGACUUCUGCAUUUAGCAAGCCAGUAUUCACUUCCGAUGAAGUAUAUCUGAAGGUAUUUGACCUGCAAAGCAAGGUUGCCAGGAUCAAUAGAAUCCCCAAACCCAAACCUAGAAUCCAGAAACCCCCAAAGAAUGAAACUGAGAGCAGGAACAACACUGACACUGCAAACAACACGUCAACAGAUGGUGCUCCCCAAAGCGAUCAACCAGAAAUUGAGAACCCAGAAGCCCAUCAUGCUCCUCAAAGCGAUCAAUCAGGGGAUGACACGGAAGGCACAAGAAAGGAAUUGGUUGAUGAGGAACCCCAAGGUCAUGAUGAAUUAUGAUUGAGGCUCAUUUUUCCUGGCAAUGCAUGUAGACCUAUAUCCAAUCAUCUACAUGCAAAAUUUGAAGUAUAGACUGGCAAUGAUAAAACAAAAGGGAAGAUGCGGCAAUAUCAGUUUUCGGUGUGCCUGCUGCCAUGGAGUUUUGGCAAAUAUUGUGCCGCUGGAUGAUUUUGCUUAUCAUUUUUGGGCUUAGUUCUAGGAAUUGGUCCCUCUGGUGGAAUUUUACGGCCAUUUGAAGGGGUUAUAUUUGGUGAACUGCUUUAGGUGAUAUAUAGGGAAUACUAAUUAUCUUUGCACAUGACAUGCAAUGUGAGAAAUUUUGCUAGAGCCAUCAGCUUCCCUAAUAGCUUGAAAGUAAUUAUGUUCUAUUAUACUUAACUAGAAUUUUUACUCCAUUGUACGUUAUAGAUUUCUAAUCUUACCACUAAAUGUGAUGAUUUUGUCUUGGACCAUGCUUAAAA
This is a messenger RNA of Prosopis cineraria, 3365 nucleotides long. Its product is annotated as heat shock 70 kDa protein 17. The record is from RefSeq and is a predicted model, not a curated record. The transcript is spliced from 15 exons. Gene Ontology annotation, molecular function: ATP-dependent protein folding chaperone; ATP binding. Gene Ontology annotation, biological process: cellular response to hypoxia; negative regulation of hypoxia-induced intrinsic apoptotic signaling pathway; endoplasmic reticulum unfolded protein response. Bases 175 to 2904 code for a protein of 909 amino acids. Gene Ontology annotation, cellular component: endoplasmic reticulum chaperone complex. Lineage: Eukaryota; Viridiplantae; Streptophyta; Magnoliopsida; Fabales; Fabaceae.